AUAUUUGAUUGAAACCAAUCGAUUGUUCAUACAGAAAGUUGUCUCUCAUCUCUCCAAAAUCUUCUGCCAUGAAACCAGUGAUUCCCUUCCUGUUUUUAUCUCUUCUAAGUAAGAUAUUAUCUUUUCAAACUGAGUCAGCAAAAAACAAUGGUCAGAUCACUGUAAUGGGCCUUGUUUAUUGUGACAUUUGCUCCAACAACAGCUUCUCCAGACACAGCUACUUUUUACCAGGCGCCGAGGUUCGAAUAGACUGCAACUUCAGGGCAUUUGUUCCGAGAACAAGAGAACAAAUAUCGUUCUCUGUCAACAGAACUACGGAUAAACGUGGGGUAUACAUGUUGGACAUACCAUCGGUCGAUGGGAUCGAAUGCGCGAAGGCAGCCAUUGCAUCGACUUGCCAGGCAAGCUUAGUUGGGAGCUCAUCUACUUCGUGCAACAUUCCAGGUUACAGUAGCACAACAGAUGAGAUAGCAAUCAAAUCCAGACACCCCAAUAUCUGCAUCUACAGCCUAUCUGCAUUGAAUUUCAGACCAUCGAAAAGAGACGUUACUUUGUGUGGGAAAUAAAGCACGACAUCUCAACUUGUUAGUCCCAUAUUACAUAAUUCAUUCUCUUUUUAUUAACACAAUAAUCCCGGUUAUAGAAGAUAGAUACGGUCGCCUUCUCCUCAGCUAUCCAGUGAAGGUUCUUUCUGUUUCCCAGUCUGCACAUAACACAAGAAAUGGAGAGCUUGCGCUACCCUUUUGCAGUUGCCUUCCAGCCUUACUUGGUGCUCUUAAGGACGAAAAAAGAGCCAUAUAUUAAUCGGUAUUUUCAUCCUUUCAUUGUUGUUUAUGCAUAUGGAGUCAAGGUCAAGCUUGUGGACAUACAUGAUCGAUGUACCAUAUAUGUUAUUUAGAUAUUAGUAAUGACAGUAUUU
This is a messenger RNA of Hibiscus syriacus, 919 nucleotides long. RefSeq lists its product as uncharacterized. Bases 69 to 566 code for a protein of 165 amino acids. The transcript has 2 exons. The record is from RefSeq and is a predicted model, not a curated record. Lineage: Eukaryota; Viridiplantae; Streptophyta; Magnoliopsida; Malvales; Malvaceae.